Messenger RNA from Homalodisca vitripennis (glassy-winged sharpshooter), 9518 nucleotides. RefSeq names its product ethanolamine kinase 1 (gene eas). The coding region runs from base 327 to 1355 and encodes 342 amino acids. The transcript has 7 exons. Gene Ontology annotation, biological process: phosphatidylethanolamine biosynthetic process. Lineage: Eukaryota; Metazoa; Arthropoda; Insecta; Hemiptera; Cicadellidae. Gene Ontology annotation, molecular function: ethanolamine kinase activity. Gene Ontology annotation, cellular component: cytoplasm. The record is from RefSeq and is a predicted model, not a curated record.
UUGUGCAUGAUGACAUGAAUGAUUGAAAUUGACUGCCAAGUGCCAAUGUCUUGUUAAAGUGUCAGUCUGUUAGUAUUUGGUUUGUCGAUUCGGAUGCCGACAUAUAAAAAAUUGUAUUUGUAAAUAUUGAGUUAUAAUUAUAAAUAUUACUUUGAAUAACUGCACUGUGGUACUUAAGCUUGGAAAUUGAAAAUAUAAUCUUCGUUUGGGGCAGGCGCAGGUGAUAGUGCGCGGGCAGGAGGUAUGACGUAGCAGCGGCAGGGUGAGGAGGGGCACUGUCAGCUGUUACAAUCAGUCAGCUGUGCAGCAGUGGUGGAGUGUGGACAAUGGAAGCACCGCAUCUCGACGUGACUAUUGCCCAAGACGAUCUACAAGCAGGCGCCGUACAAGUGUUGUCCACUAUCAGGCCACACUGGCGCGUCAACACUGUCGGUUUCAAGAUCUUCACUGAUGGUAUCACCAACAAUCUGAUAGGCUGCUUCAACCCAGAAUGUCCCACAGAUGUGAUCCUGGUCAGGGUGUAUGGACAGAACACAGACCUGUUGAUAGACAGGAAGGCCGAGACGGAAACAAUCAAGGUGCUACAAGGCGUAGGUUUCGCCCCACCCCUGUUUGCAACAUUCAACAAUGGGCUGGCAUACCAGUACAUUCCUGGAGAAGUGUUGACUGUAGAAACCGUCUGUGCACCGUCGAUCUAUCCCCUCAUUGCUCGCAAGAUGGCACAGUUACAUAAAGUCAAGUUCCAUGACUCCCAGCCACAGCCAACCCUAUGGGCCAAAAUCCGCAAGUUCAUCAGUCUAGUCCCAAAUGAAUAUGCACCAUCAGAAAAACAGCAGAGGUAUGUGUCUCUUGUGGCAGGGGGAGCGGAGAUGUUGGGUCGUGAACUGGAGCAGCUGACUACGGAGUUGAGCUCGCUUGGCUCUCCUGUUGUCUUUUGUCACAAUGACCUGCUGCUGGCCAACGUCAUCCACCAGCCGGGCUCUGUCAACUUCAUUGACUACGAGUAUGCAGCGUACAACUACCAGGCUUAUGACAUCGGUAACCACUUUGACGAGUUUGCCGGUGUAACAGAUGUAGAUUUCUCCCGGUAUCCCUCUCAAUCGCUGCAAUGGGACUGGUUGAGGAUAUAUCUGACAGAGUACACUGGCUGUCCACCCUCUGACGACCAGAUACACUCCCUGUAUGUGCAGGUCAACAAGUUUGCUCUUGCAGCCCAUUUCCUGUGGGGCGUCUGGGCCCUGGUGCAAGCGGAACAUUCCAAUAUUGAUUUUGAUUUUCUAGAAUAUGCAGGCCUUCGGUUGAAUGAGUACUUUAGCAAAAAGGAGUCAUUCCUGGCAAUGAAAAUGCCAAGGUGAUAUAUGUGCCAAACAUUCCCUACAGACAAGAUUGCACUUGACUGUUACAUGGUGUUACACAGGAUCCCCUCCCCUUUCCCCUUACCUUCAUGUGGCAGUUGUACUGUUGUACCCGACAGGUGUAACUCCAGGAUAGCAAACUGUACAUUCCAAUCAAAACAUUCCAGUAGAAGAAUUGAACAUUUAUCUAAAACUAAUUGAAAAUCACGCUGUGUACCUUUUUAAUAUUGUUUGUUGUAUGUUUAAAUAAUGAAAAACUUGUUAUUGAUUUUUUCAAUAUUUUCUAUUUAUACGAUUUUGUUAAAAACUCUAUCAGUAUUUUAAAUUGUAGAUCGUACACAUUUUUUAAAAUAACACUUGCAGUAAAUGUAGAGUAGAUUUUGUUGUUGUAAUCUUUGAGCUCAUUUCAAUUUCAUGAUAGGAUUUUCUGAUAAAACAAAAUUAAUUAAUUGAAAUUAAUUGAUGAAAUAAUUAUGAAUUAUGUGAGAAUUUUCAAAUGGUACAAGGUGGCUUGAAUAAAUUCUUUGAUUUGAGUGAUAAAUGUUUUGAGGGUCAAUCAAAUUUAAAAAAAUUGUGUUUCCAAACUUGGUGCAAACAGAUAGUUAAUUCAUGUAUAGUUAGUUAAAUAAGCCAAUGCAAUUAGGAGUUUGGUUGGCAAUUUUGAAUCAACUUUUUAGUGACUUCCUACACUCAGAAUUAAUUUUUUUAAUUCAAAAAGUUUUAUAUUAGGUCAAGAUGAACUAAAAGAAUAGAGUUUGCCCACAAGUUAACAUAGCUAAAAAAAAAAAUAUAUAUAUAUAUAUGAAACAUUUAGCAGAAUGUCCUCAGAAAAAUGUAUACAGUUGAAAAUCGAUUCAAGAAUUUGUAAAUUAGAAACAGUUUUACGAUUAAGGCUGUUUAUUAUGAAUCAUUUCUGUCCCUAGUGGAAGUUGUGAGUUAGCACUCCACUAACUCGUAAAAUGCAGUAUGGAUUGAAGCUAUUACAAGGGUAUUUCAUUUUUAAUUAAGGCAAUUUGGUUCUUAGUGACAAAUGUUUUUAGUGUGAUGCUUUUAUUUAAAGUUAAAACAGUUAAAUUUGUCUUCAAGGUCUUAAAAAUAUUUCAUCAAAUUUGUACUUAAAAAAUUGAAAUCAUGUUUCAAUUAGGUUUUUAACAGUGUUUACUAACUCAAAUUUUGGAGUACAUCUACAGUUAGUAUAACAUUUGUUUGAAUUAAAAAAACUUAAACUCCUUUUUAACUCCUUGGUGUGAACUUGAUUUGACUGUCGGAUGUCACAAUAUAGAUUUUAAUAUUCAUAUUUUUUAAAUGCUUGGUGAUCAGACACCCUAAAAAUAUUGAAUGUAUUGCAUAAAGUUUUAUUUUUUAAAUCUUUGAACAUAAUUUUACUAGUUUUUAUCACAGAAUAAACCUUAAUUAAUAUAUAAGUUGAAGUGUCAAAUAAAACCGCUUGUAUUAUAUUAUGUUUACUUGAACAUCAUGUUACUUAUUUACUUGUAGUUACCAUGUUGUGUUUAGAACUGAGUAAACAAUUGGCUAGUGAUCUGCUUGUUUUAUGUGUUUUUACUGCAGUGAUGUUUUACCUUUUGCUUUAAAAUUUGUGGGAUUAAAUUAUUGUCAAAUGUGCUUAGGUUUUAUUUUAAAUGUUUUAAAGUGGUAGUAAUAAAUCAAGUUUUUUUUAAUAGCUAAAUAGAUUUAAAGCAUCUAUGUUACCUAUGUACAAAGCUAUAAGGUUUAUACUAUAAGGUAGUGAUUAAUAUAGUUCAGUGUAUUAAAAUAAAAUCAUUAUCCAACCAAUAAUUCUAAACAUUAAACAGUUUAAAAGAGUAAAAGCAUUUAAAUAAUUAAUAUUUUCUGAAACUGCAUAACUACUGUAUUACAAUAUGUUCAUUUCAUUCAUCACCUUUAUUUUUGUAAAGUUUAUGUGUUCUCUUUGAAAAUAAAAUAAUUAAUUAUUAAAAUGUACCUAUUUGAUAGUACCAAUAUUAAACUGUAAUAGUACCCUGAUUUAUGUGGGGAUUUUAUUGUUGUUUAUAGGUUAGUAUAUGUUUUUAUCCAUUUACGUACUUUUGAGAAUAGUCAUCUUGAGUUGGCCAAUUUUUAGGGUAAGUAGUGAUAAAUGGAAAAAGAUAUCUGGAGAUAUGCUCUGUUAUUUUGAAAUGGGAUUUCUUCAGUUAUAAUCAUUAUGCAUACUAUAGUUUUGAUUUGUUAUUUAAAUUCAUACACAUAUUCCAUGUAUAUUGAAAUUAUUUAGAACGUAAUAUUGUUUUAAAAUCAAAAAGUGGUAGAUUAUGAUUCUCAAUUCUGAACUCAACUAUGUCCUAUUUAAGACUCAUUUCAUGCUGCCAAAUUCUGGUAUGUUAAGUGUUUAAUCCUGCUCUCCAUGUCAAGUUAAGUGGUCACUGAUGUUUAAGGAAACGGUGGCAACAAUAAAUUAAGGAAUAACUAAGGAAUUACUCUAGUUAAUUAUGUAACUCCUGAAGAGGUAUUGUGAUGCAAUUGUAUUUAGAUGAGGUAAGAAUGCCAUUUGAUUGUUUCUUGUUUGGGUUUCCUUUUAACUGCAGUGAAAUCUAAUAAUGUGGUUCAAAAUGAUGUACUUGAUUUUGAUAUAAAUUAUUGAUGUCAAAAGUACCAUUGUAAAGUUGUGUCAUUGUACAAAGGCUAUAUUUUCUUAUUGACCCCAACGUCACAUCCAUUAGGAAUUGAGUUUUCUAAACGAUACUAUGACACAAUAGUUUAACCCUCGUAGGACCAACUAAUGGUAUAUCGGUAAUUUGGAUUUUGACACAAUUAGAUAAUAAUUCACUUCACUAUUCAGGCACAUUUCUACUAUGACCCUGUUAACAGUUUUUAUAUCAUUUAGUUGCACAAUUGUCACCAGUUCCGGGAACUCCUGCCUCCUGAAAUGAUUGACAUUUAAGAUAGACAACUGCCUGAUAUUAUUUUGAGUUUGUAUCACAGUAAAUUAUCAUGUAAUGGUUAAGAUCAACAAUAAUAUGAGACUACAACAGACACCCAACCCUGCUGGUUGCUUUUUUCACAAAUAAUACCCAAAAUCCAAAAUAACUUACUGUUAAGUUUGUUUAUAGUGUUGUUUAGUAUGUUUACAAAGAGUUUAAAUGUUUCACAAUUAUUUAAAGACAUUUGAACAAAGAUAAAAUAGCCAGUCAAAGCUAAUUUUAACAUUUUUUUAUUGUUUCAAAAUUUUAUUAUUAUUAUUUAUCCUCUUUUUUCAGUAAAGUUUUGAUAAAAAUUGUUUAAAUAACUUGCUAUCUCCAUUCAACUAAUUUAUAAAUGUAUAUACGUACUAAAUCUCACUCCAACAUUUUUUUAUCUUUCCAUUCAAUUUGUGUAAUCAAAAUAUUCAUUUUUGUAACAAAAAUGUUGUUUGUGGGUCAGCGAACAAAUUUUUCUCUCCUCAAAUGACAGCAUUUAUGUUUUUAAAUGGUUCCCUAGUUUAUGCAAAUAAAAACUGUCAAUGAUACAAUUCUCAUAAACCAGUACAAUUUAAAAAAAACCGACAUGGAAAGGUUCUAAAAGGGCUAUUUUCAGAUAAGACAUAUGCCAAAUCAUACAGUCACUGAACCCCUUUCAUCAAUUUCACAACAGCUUUGUUAUUGUCCAAUUUACAUCUCAGAGCUUACUUCCACUUCGUAAGGAGGCAGGAGUAGUCAUGCUUGCUCUAACAUUCCAGUUUCCUUCCACUGCGGUAAAAUACAAUGCAGUGACUUUAAAUUGUGUUGCUGCAACAGUUUAAAUACAUAUAAUUUUUGUUGUAACAGUUCUGUAACCAUUCCAGUAGUGUAUUGUAACAAUGCAGUUACAUUUACCUCUAAUAUAAGUCAUAUUAAUGGUAACUGGUAGCUGAUUAGUUGAUUAUACCUGAUCAAGGCCCUUUUUACACAAAUUUUACUGCAACAAUUCUUGAAGGGAUGGUGUACUGCAUCUUUCAAACAAAAUAAUGUGAAGUGACAUAUAAAGUUGAAUGAGACAGACAGAAACUGUUAUGCAGAUAAUCCUUAUGAUACUGGUGAGCACUAAUCCACCUAGUACUGCAAGUUCAUUUUAAACUCAAUUUGGACAUUUGUUGGAUAAUUUUAAAACAAGUGUAUAACCAAAGAUUUUUUAUAAUAACAUUAAUGAUACAUACACAGAUAGACUACGCGAAAUAAGGAAAUAUUGGCUAUUAAAUAUAUUAAAGAGUUACAGAAUUGGUUUUUGUUAUUAAUAUUUAAUUAUUAUUAAAUUACAAUUCUUAAAUAAUAAGUUAGUUUUACAUUAAUCAUGCUACAUAGAACAACAUCAACGUUUGUCUAGGUACAUUGCUAAAUAUUUUUUUUAUUUUGUGGUAAAUUGCCUCUUGCAAUCUUUCAAAUAAGGUUUUAUUUACAUUUUGCGAGAUAUACAGAGUCAUAUUAUAACUGGUAUAGCAAGAAAUUUCCUGUGCAGCAAAAUUACUGGAAUGUUUUUAUCAGUCUAGGGAAAUUGCUUGAAUAAAACAUUAUGUAUUUGCAUGUUAGUACCUUAUUGUAUGUUAUUUUUUUAAAAACAGCAAUAAUAAAGUUUACGUAGUGCACCGAAACAUUUUUAGAUUAUGUAACGACAUUUCAGUGCACUAUCAAUCGAGUGAUAUUUUAGACAAGACGAUCUAUCUAAAACUAUUUUCUUUGUGCAGUUUGAUUUAAAGGUACUUUUCUAUAAGACAUUAUUUGAUUAAUUGUACUUGUGUUUCAUUACUGUAAUAGAACUUAUCUGAUAUUUUUGUUUCACAUAUAUAUAGCUUGAAACAAUCAUGUUUUUUAAACAUGAUAUUUAUUGGCAGAUCAAUAUUAAAAAAUGCUGUCCAAUGCUGCAUGCCACUCUUCUAAGUUGUGUUAUUCUAUUUAGUAUUCUAUUAGACCUGGACAUGCUUACUGACAUAUAUAGUAAUUUAAUAAAUUACCUCCAUCAUACAUUCCAAAUUUGUUUCGAGUUUACAUGUAGUCCUCAAGCUUUCAUCAAAGAACAGGUCAAUCUGCAAAGAUGGUUUAGACGUUAAAGAAUCACACACACGAACUCAAAUUAUAUCUUCUUACCCUUACAGUACGAUGGACAUAUCCAUUUUAAAUGUUUUAUAUGUUUAUCUUAUUGUUUUUUUUUGUUCAUGUGUUUUUGUUUUUGACGUGGAAGCCACCUGGUGAAUUGAUCUGUUCUUCAACGUAACCCUGAGGAUGAUUUUUUAACAAUGAAACAUGUACAAAAUUUGGAAUGUAAUAAAUUAAAUUAAUAUUUCUACGUCUUAUUAUUCAUUUAAGACUUAUUAAUUAUUCUAAAAGCAUGGUGUACUCAAUCGCAGUAUCAUGCUUCUUUCCAAAUAUGCGUGUUAAACACUGUUCAUGUGACUCAAAAGGAUCAUGCAUCUUACACCUCAGAACUUUCACCCAUUAAUUACAUUUGUUUAUUCAUUCAGGUUGCUGAAUAAUAAUCAGUGCUUCAAUGACAUGAUUAUGUUAUGUCAUAAUCAGUUGCCAUCACUUGCUGCUCUUCCUCUCUAUGAGAGAAAAUGAACAUUUUGCCUUAUAAGACAAAAAUCCACUAAUAGCUGACAAAUAUAGAUUAAGAUUUUAAUUUAUGGUAAAAAUAAAAUAUUACAAAAUUGUUAGUUCAGUAAUUGUUGCGGACAAACACGUACUUACUAUUCAGACGUUCCUAGUUCUUUGUUUUAUAGUAAAGAUUUAACCGUUUCUUGAGUCAUAAAGACUGUGGUGUAAGUAAGUACUCCAUUGGUUGUGUAAGAACCAUACAAUAGCUUAUAAAUGUUGUAGUGAAAGUGUAAACCUAUGUUAAUUUGAAAUUACAGCAUUUAAUCAAUAUUAAAGUUAAAACUGUACAGUCUGUGUACAUAAAUUACUGUACCUGUUUGUGUCAAUGUACACAAUCAUUUAUAUGUAGCUUCCUCUAUGUACAAGGGCAUAUACUCUUAUUAUUUUAAUAUAUACAUUUUUUGAAAGCUAGUCAUAUUUGUAAAUCAUUUUCAUUUUUCUUUUGUGAUACACUAAUUUAUAUAUUUAUUAGAUGAUAAUUGCAAGACGAUGUGAUUGUCUAUUUUAUUGUUUGAUUUACAAAAAUAAAUAUUCUUUGCAACGAUAAUGUGAUAACUUGUUUACCAUUUGUACUUAAUUUAUAUUCCUAUUAUUUAUUUAUCAUAAAAACAAAUUUUAAAUUAGAGUGAAGUUUUCAUAUUUUCUGUAUAAAUAGGGAAGUAUUGAAUAUGAUAUUUAUUGUGAAUGUUUUCUGAUGUAGCUUAUUUAUAUCAUUAAGUGAAAGUUACUCCCUGACUAAUAUACGAGGGUUAUCCAGAAAGUAGAUUACGUUUUGAUAUAAACAAUAAAUUAUUUUAUAUAUAUAAUAUAUAUAUACUGUAUAUAUUUGAAAGUGGCACUAAUAUACUAUUUUUCAAUAUAGUCGCCAUACAAAUUUAGGCAUGUAUCAUAGCGGUGAACUAGUUUUGAAAUUCUGCCGCCUGAUACUUAACCAGGUAGUCACACCCUUCUGCAGUUCCACGUCAUCAUCAAAGCGCUGCGUUGCAAACCAGGUCUUCAUUGCUGAAAACAGGUGGUAGUCAGGGGUUGCAAGGUCCAUACUGUAAGUCGGAUGUGGAAACACCUCACACUGAAAUUCAUCCAGGACUUCUCGAGUCUGAUUUGCCAUAUGUAAUCGGGCGUUGUGCAAAAACAAAAUUUUUGAACUUAACUUUCCACUGUGCUUGUUUUGUAUUGCUUUACUUAAGUUUUCCAAGGUUUCACAAUGGUAAAACCAUAAACUUUCAGAAUUUAUGGUUGGGCUACGUUCUAAGAAAUCAAGGAGAACUCCUAUCAUGUCCAAAAAAACAGUAACCAUAAUUUUCCACGCCAACAGUGUUGUGUGCAUGCACUUCCAUAGUUUUUUAGGGGAGUGUGUGUGCCCCUAAUCCAUAGGCUGUAAUUUGGUUUUCGCAAUUCACGGAAGUCUCGUCCCCCUGUAAUCAUUCAAUCAAGCAGUGAAUCACCAUCUUAUUCGUGUCUAUAUAAGCCAUAUACUGGCUGGAUAGUCAUUGAAUGCAGAAACGCCCUGACAUCAAAAUGGCCACGAUAGUAACUACCUUAGCAACUACAGAGCGAAACGUAAUCUACUUUCUGGAUAGCUCUCUUAAUAACUAUUUCAUUAUAACUAAAUUAAAAUAAUAAUCAACUUUUAAUGACAUUGAUAUAUUUUCUAAGAUGAAACUAAUGUUUAAAAUUAUUACUGAAGUUGGGCAGUUCCUCUAGAUGAAAGUUUUAUAAAAAAAAAAACUGAGAAGAAAACUAAGCAUCUAUUGUCAAAGGUAUGUUGAGAAUAUCCACUGAAAGUGCUAUAGCAAUAUUUAAAGUUAUUGCUGACAAACAAGAAAACUGGUUUUGAAAAUUUAAUGCUGUCAAUGUAUACUGAUGUAAGAAAAUACAUUAACACUUUAAAAAAUUGCUUUUUUGUAAUAAAAACAUCUUGUAAUAUGUUUUGUAACAUAUUGUUAUAACCUGUUGGUCCAAGUUCUACACUAUCAAUUCCUUUUUGUUAGGUCUAGUACUGAUAAUAAGUGAAACAUCAUCUUAUAUUCAUUUGUUAAAAUUUUUUGUUGUGUGCAACUCAUUGGCAACUUGGUAAUUAAUACAGGUUUUGUACAAAUUUUUGAUAGUAGAAAGGUAAUUUUGAAACAGUUUAAAAGGGAAAACUUAAUGAUCACUCUGUAAAAGAGCAAGUCAAUUUUGUUUGCUACUCCAAAAAGUUAUUUUAAAUUAUCUCUUCAGAGUUUAUAAAAUUGUGUUCAAAAACUAAUUUAAAACGUAUAAUAUAAAUAUUGUAAUAUUAUGAAUAGCCCAAUUUGUUUUAAGACUACUUCUGCAAAUUAAUGCACAUAUAAUUGAAUUAGUAUUGGUAAAAUUUAGCAAAUAAUUUAAAAAUCUAGGUGUUUAAAAAGUUGCUGAUGGGUUAGUUGGUGCAUUUAUUUAUUUUUAGAGUAAUUCAAAAGGUGCAAUUAUCAAUAUAUUUAUUUUUAAUAUUUUACAAUGUAGUUCUUUUAAAGUUAUCAAUACAAACACUGAACAUACUUAUUUUGUUGAGUACUUGUCCAUUAUGUACUAUUGUUGUAAAAUAAAGAUUGAGAUUGAAAUA